GGACACACUGUCUUCUUCUCUCCUUCCAUCAGGAAUCAGGAUAUCUCUCCGAUCAAAUCACGGAAAAACCUGUGACUCUCUCUCUCUCUCUCUCUCUCUCUGGACUUUUUCGGCCCUUUGAGCAUCGGAUCAAGUUUCAAAAUGCUGGCCAUGUAGAGGGGUUCUCAGCUCUGUUCAAUGUAGCUUCCUCUCGACUCGAUCUGCAUCUAAAACUGGUUUUGGCAUUCGGGUCUUGGAAAUGUCAAUAUGUAAACUAAGAUGAGCCAGACAGAAGUGUCAAGGAUGAAGCCUUCUCUUGUUCCGCUUGCAACUCUGAUUGGUCGUGAGCUUAGGAAUGAGAAGGUUGAGAAACCUUUUGUUAAGUAUGGACAGGCUGCUUUGGCAAAGAAGGGAGAGGAUUACUUCCUGAUAAAACCUGAUUGUCAGCGGAUUCCAGGAAAUCAGUCGACACCAUUCUCUGUCUUUGCGAUUUUUGAUGGGCAUAAUGGUAUAUCAGCUGCUAUCUUUGUAAAGGAGAAUUUACUUGGAAAUGUUUUGAGUGCAAUUCCUCUAGGAAUCAGCAGGGAAGAGUGGCUUCAAGCCCUUCCUCGGGCUUUAGUUGCAGGUUUCGUGAAAACUGACAUAGAAUUUCAGCAGAAAGGAGAGACUUCUGGGACAACGGUGACAUUUGUCGUGAUUGAUGGUUGGACAAUCACUGUUGCAUCUGUGGGGGAUUCACGAUGCAUAUUGGACACCCAAGGAGGUGUGGUUUCUCUCUUGACUGUUGAUCACAGGCUGGAAGAGAAUGCAGAAGAGAGAGAACGUGUCACUGCUAGCGGGGGUGAAGUAGGAAGGCUCAAUAUAUUUGGAGGAAAUGAGGUUGGCCCCCUUCGCUGCUGGCCUGGUGGAUUAUGCCUUUCUAGGUCAAUUGGUGAUACAGAUGUUGGAGAGUUCAUUGUCCCAAUACCACAUGUUAAGCAAGUGAAGCUUUCAAAUGCUGGAGGAAGACUUAUAAUUGCUUCUGAUGGUAUCUGGGAUGCUUUAUCUUCUGAUAUGGCUGCCAAGUCUUGUAGGGGUUUACCUGCAGAGCUAGGUGCAAAGCUAGUCGUGAAGGAGGCUUUGAGGACGAGGGGCCUGAAGGAUGAUACAACCUGCCUUGUUGUUGAUAUUAUCCCAUGUGACCGUCCUGUUCUACCAUUAACACCAAGGAAGAAACAGAAUAUGCUCAGUUCAAUAUUUGGGAAGAAAUCUCAGAAUUCUAUGAGCAAAUCAACAAAUAAGCUUUCUGCUAUUGGGGUUGUGGAGGAGUUGUUUGAAGAGGGUUCUGCAAUGCUUGCAGAAAGGCUGGGUAAGGAUUUUCCUCUGAACACAAACUCUGGGCUUUUCCGGUGUGCAGUCUGCCAAGUUGAUCAACCCCUUGCUGAUGGAUUAUCAGUAAAUUCAGGGCCCUUCUUCUCACCAGCAUCAAAAGCAUGGGAAGGCUCCUCCCUCUGUGCUAACUGUCGGAAGAAGAAAGAUGCCAUGGAAGGAAAAAGGCCAAGCCAACCCACGGUGACCUCAUGGUAGUUUUCUCUGUUAUAUUGGUAAAUAUAGAGAUUUUUUCUGGCAGUGUGAGCAUGCUUGGUUUUUAAGAAAUGAGGGAGAGAUACAGAAAGAGAGAGAAUUUGGAGAUUUUUAAACGAUUGUGCCAAUUCUGUCUGCUCAGCUGUUGGACUGACUGACAGAGAACAAACAUGUUACCUAUUGGUUAUAUUGUGAUAUUGUGAUAGUGAUUACUAACAGCUUGAAUUUGCAAGUAAAUGAAGGUUGCCUAAUGAGAAGUUAUGAUCACAG
Messenger RNA from Juglans microcarpa x Juglans regia, 1812 nucleotides. Its product is annotated as probable protein phosphatase 2C 5. Gene Ontology annotation, molecular function: protein serine/threonine phosphatase activity. The transcript has 8 exons. NCBI's taxonomy places the organism in Eukaryota, Viridiplantae, Streptophyta, Magnoliopsida, Fagales, Juglandaceae. Bases 259 to 1545 code for a protein of 428 amino acids. Gene Ontology annotation, biological process: protein dephosphorylation. The record is from RefSeq and is a predicted model, not a curated record.